AUGCCCACCGUGGAUGACCUGCUGGAGCACAUCGGGGAAUUCCACCGGUUCCAGCAACAGACGUUUGUCCUCCUGGCUCUGUUCUCGGCCACCUUCGCCCCCAUCUACGUGGGCGUCGUCUUCCUGGGCUUCACCCCCGACCACCACUGCCGGAGUCCAGGGGCAGUCGAGCUGAGCGCCCGGUGCGGAUGGAGCCUGGCCGAGGAGCUCAACUUCACCGUGCCGGGCCUGGGGCCCGCAGGGGAUCCCUACCCCCGCCAGUGCCUCAGUUUCCUCGUGGACUGGAACCGCAGCAGCCUGGGCUGCGUGGACCCGCUGGCCGGCCUGGCCCCCAACAGGAGUCAGCUGCCGCUGGGGCCCUGUGCACACGGCUGGGAGUAUGACACGCCCGGCUCGUCCAUCGUCACCGAGUUCAACCUCGUGUGCACCAACGCCUGGAUGCUGGACUUGUUUCAGUCAGUUGUGAACGUGGGGUUUUUUAUCGGUUCCGUGGCCGUUGGCUACAUAGCAGACAGGUUUGGCCGCCAGCUCUGCCUCUUGACGACCAUCCUCAUCAACGCGGUUGCGGGGCUGCUCAUGGCCGUCGCCCCGACCUACACGUGGAUGCUGAUCUUCCGCCUGAUCCAGGGACUGGUCAGCAAAGCGAGCUGGCUCAUAGGCUACAUCCUGAUCACAGAGUUUGUCGGGCUGAGCUACCGCAGAACGGUGGGGAUUUUUUACCAAGUUGCCUUUACUGUGGGGCUCCUGGUGCUGGCCGGGGUGGCCUACGCCAUCCCCAACUGGAGGUGGCUGCAGUUCACCGUGACCCUGCCCACCCUCUGCUUCUUGCUCUACUACUGGUGCAUCCCCGAAUCCCCCAGAUGGCUGAUUUCCCAGAACAAAACUGACCAAGCCCUGAAGGUCAUCAAGUACAUGGCGAAGAAAAACAGGAAGCCCCUGCCCGCCUCUCUACAGAGUCUCAAGCCCGAAGAGGAGGACGUUGGUGAGAAGUUGAAUCCCUCCUUCCUGGACUUGGUCAGAACCCCCCAGAUCCGGAAGCAUACUUUGAUCUUGAUGUACAACUGGUUCACAAGCUCUGUUCUCUACCAGGGCCUCAUCAUGCACAUGGGCCUUGCAGGGAGCAACAUCUACCUGGAUUUCUUCUACUCGGCCUUGGUUGAAUUCCCCUCCGCCUUCAUCAUCAUCUUCACCAUAGACCGCAUCGGUCGCCGGUACCCAUGGGCUGCAUCAAACAUCGUGGCAGGGGCAGCCUGUCUUGUCUCCGUGUUUAUCCCUGAUGACCUGCAGUGGCUCAAAGUUUUGGUGGCAUGCUUGGGCAGAAUGGGGAUCACCAUGGCCUACGAGAUGGUCUGUCUGGUCAACGCUGAGCUGUACCCCACAUUCAUCAGGAACCUCGGCGUCCUCGUUUGCUCCUCCAUGUGCGACAUUGGGGGCAUCCUCACGCCCUUCCUGGUCUACCGGCUCACUGAUGUCUGGCAGGAGCUUCCGCUGGUGGUUUUUGCGGUGGUCGGCCUAGUUGCUGGGGGGCUUGUGCUGCUGCUCCCAGAGACCAAAGGGAAGGCGUUGCCAGAGACCAUCGAGGAAGCUGAAAACAUGCAGAGAUCCAGAAAAAGCAAAGAGAAUAUGAUUUACCUCCAGGUGAAGAAAGUGGACAUGUCUCAGAACUAG
Molecule: messenger RNA, 1668 nt
Organism: Sorex fumeus (smoky shrew)
Lineage: Eukaryota; Metazoa; Chordata; Mammalia; Eulipotyphla; Soricidae
Gene: SLC22A2
Product: solute carrier family 22 member 2
Exons: 11
Coding region: 1-1668 (555 amino acids)
Biological process (GO): transmembrane transport
Cellular component (GO): membrane
Source: RefSeq, a predicted model, not a curated record